Molecule: messenger RNA, 1569 nt
Organism: Plenodomus lingam JN3
Lineage: Eukaryota; Fungi; Ascomycota; Dothideomycetes; Pleosporales; Leptosphaeriaceae
Biological process (GO): carbohydrate transport; transmembrane transport
Cellular component (GO): membrane
Molecular function (GO): carbohydrate:proton symporter activity
Source: RefSeq, a predicted model, not a curated record
AUGGGGACAAACGACGCAAAAGUUGUGGGUGAGGCGCUGGCUAAAGUCUUGCCUCGAACGGACAGACCAUGGUUUCGAGUGUCGUAUUUGCUUCGGUUGAAUAUGCUUUUACUGAUGCCGUUGAUGUCGUCGGCUAUUGCGGGUUAUGAUGGUUCUCUGAUGAAUGGGCUGCAAGCCCUGCCGUCAUGGAAACGAGACUUUGGAAACCCCCAAGGUCAUAGCCUGGGCGCUGUAAACGCCGCACAGUCUGCAGGCUGCGUUGUCGUCUUGCCACUUGUCGGUAUGCUUGCGGACGGGCUGGGCCGCAGGUGGACACUCCUGAUAGGAGCCGUCGUCAUUAUUCUCGCGUCGGUUGUACAGUCGGUAGCCGUCAAUCUAGGCAUGUUCAUCUUUUCGCGUGCACUGGUGGGUGCAGGUGCCAUUACCAUUAUUCAGCCGAGUCCGCUGCUCAUCUCGGAACUGGCGUAUCCUACCCAUCGGGGCAUUCUUACCGCCCUGUAUUGGACGUUUUAUUAUCUGGGGGCCAUUUUGGCGGCAUGGAGUACGUAUGGAUUGCAGAAGUGGAAUCCGGAUAGUCAUUGGGCGUGGAGGGGCCCAUCGAUUUUGCAGGGCGGGUUACCUGUGCUGCAACUUUUGUUUUGGUGGUAUCUUCCUGAAUCCCCGCGAUGGUUAAUCGCAAAUUGUCGCUAUGAUGAAGCUAGAUCUGUACUCGCAAAGUAUCAUGCCGGUGGGGACUUACAACAUGCACUUGUUGAUUUUGAAAUGAUUGAGAUUACUCGGGCGAUUGAGCUGGAUGCUCAAUCAAAGGAUACCAAGUGGUCUGCUCUAUUCGCAUCAGUCAACAGAAAACGAAUCUUCAUCACAGUCUUUAUUGGUUUCAUGUCGCAAUGGGCGGGCAACAGCGUCGUAUCAUACUACCUCACACUGGUGCUUGACUCGGUUGGCAUCACCAAUCCCGAUACGCAGACCCUGAUCAAUGGACUGUUGCAGCUAUUCAACUUUGGCGCUGCUGUGAUGGCUGCCUUUCUGGUCAAUCGUCUCGGCCGGCGAACAUUAUUCAACUGGUCUGGUGUCGGCAUGGCCAUCUCUUUUGCCAUCUGGACCGCCUGUUCCGCACGCUUCGCCAUUGCCGGUGGAGAGAGUCUAGGCAUCGCCGUCAUCGCCUUCAUCUUCAUUUACUUUUUCCACUACGAUAUCGCAUAUACGCCGCUCGUCAUUGCCUACGCUACGGAAAUCCUGCCCUAUAGCAUCCGCUCAAAGGGUGUAAGUCUGAGUCUGGCCGUCAUUUACAGCUCCCUCGUGUUGCUCUCGUUUCUCACGCCGAUUGCGUUGGAUGCUAUCCAGUGGCGCUACUAUAUUCUCUUUUGCUGCCUGCUGGGCGUGUCUGUCGUUGUGAACUGGGUCUUGCUCCCUGAGACUCGGGGCCGCACGCUAGAAGAGGUUGCCGAUUUAUUCGAAGACAAGAAGAUUGCACAGGAUAUACAAGAAACAAAGCCAGAGCCUGCAAAUGUGGAUCACGUCGAGCUUGUCUGCGAUGUGAAAUUGCAGAAGGGUCUCGGGUUUCCAUGA